Grus americana (Whooping crane) is the source of this 868-nucleotide messenger RNA. It is a transcript of the gene BLOC1S3, whose product is annotated as biogenesis of lysosomal organelles complex 1 subunit 3. The record is from RefSeq and is a predicted model, not a curated record. Gene Ontology annotation, cellular component: BLOC-1 complex. Bases 138 to 647 code for a protein of 169 amino acids. The transcript is spliced from 2 exons. NCBI's taxonomy places the organism in Eukaryota, Metazoa, Chordata, Aves, Gruiformes, Gruidae.
GCGCUAUCGGCUGACAACGCCCGGCCCGCCAUGCCGAGUGAGGGCACUUCCGGGUGACGGCCGGGCCGUGCCACGUGACGCGGCGCUCGCGUGGGGCCGCCUGUCAUGUGACCUUCGGCGGCUCCGCGCAGGAGGCCAUGGCCGCCCCCCGCCCCCCCAGGGUGGUGCCGGGCGAAGCCUCCGAAAGCGACUCAGAGCCGGAGCCGCCGCGGGGGGCGAGCGGGGGGUUCCCCGGUGCCGGGCUGAAAGUGCCGGGCGAAGCCUCCGAAACCGAGGAGGAGGAAGAGGAGGAGGAGGAGGAGGAGGGAGGCGAGAGGCCGAAGACCCCCCAGGCUUCGCCGGAAGAACCGGCGCCGGUUUGGGGGUACGGCCGGGGGGGCCCCUCGCUGUUACAGCAACGGCUGCGGGAAGGUUCGGGACGGCUCCGGGGAGCGGUCGGCGGCGCCCUACGGCAGAGUUACGGCAACGCCGCCCGGCAUCUGGGGGGGCUCGGGGGGGCCCUGGGGCGGGCGCAGGCGACGGCGGCCGCCGCCGCUCACUGCCUGCGCCUGGCUCGUCGCGACCUGCGCGCCGUGGCCGCCACCGUCGACAUCGUCGCCGCUUGUCGCCUCUUGCCCGACAUCCGCGGGGAGCUGCCGGCGCUCUGACGCAACGGCGGGAACCGGCGGCGUCAUUCGAGGUCACCCACCGGCGCGGCUGCGGAACCCCGAGUUGUCCCCGAAGAUGACGCCCGCACCCCCCCCACCCCCCUCCCCGCCAAACCGCGCGCGCCCCUGGGGUGGCGUCGUCCCCAAACGCCGCCGCGUCGCGUGACGCGGGAAUCAAUAAAUCUCCGGUGAUGGUGGCACAGCCCGGGGGGGGCUCGGUG